Leptinotarsa decemlineata (Colorado potato beetle) is the source of this 981-nucleotide messenger RNA. RefSeq names its product cyclin-dependent kinase-like 1. NCBI's taxonomy places the organism in Eukaryota, Metazoa, Arthropoda, Insecta, Coleoptera, Chrysomelidae. The record is from RefSeq and is a predicted model, not a curated record. Gene Ontology annotation, molecular function: protein serine/threonine kinase activity; ATP binding. Gene Ontology annotation, biological process: protein phosphorylation. Gene Ontology annotation, cellular component: nucleus.
AUGUUCAAAGCCUACUAUAAGCUGGGCAUGGUCACCUUCAAGGUCCUGAAGGGUCUUAACAGCAAUGUUGAGAGUAAUACAAACAAAUCUGCAACACAAGACUUGACGGCAGUCAAAAUAAAGACGGCUGGCGGGGGCGGACCUGAGGAAAUCAUCAUUAGAUCAGCAUACCUCCCUUACGACAGUCCGGAUCCACCACCAACCAGGGAAGUGGAAGAGUUGGUUAGUACCUGCCAAGCAGAGGGACUACAACUUAUAAUUGGCUAUGAUGCCAAUGCACACCACCUAACCUGGGGAAGCACCAACACCAACGAAAGAGGCAACAAACCUACUUUCGUAAAUACGAAAAGUAGUGAAGUGAUAGACAUAACGAUAGGAACUACAUUUGUAAGUAACUACGUUCAGAAAUGGAAUGUGUCCGAUGAGGAAAGUUGUUCAGACCAUCGACACAUAAACAUUGAAAUCGGAGGGAUUCAGACCUCGAUCAUAACUUAUCAAAAUCCUAGGAAAACAAACUGGGGAGCCUAUACGGUGGACCUGGAAACCUGUUUAGACCGCAUGGAUUUUGACAUCAGAGAUUCCAUAGACCUAGAGUUGGCAGCAGAUCGAUUACAGGGAGCUAUCAUCUCUACGUACAACGAACAUUGUCCCAUAGUAAACCAGAGAUCAAACAGGAAUGUGCCCUGGUGGAAUGAAGAUCUGGCGAGGAUGAGACAAAAAACUAGAAAAUACUUCAAAUGUGCAAGGAGAUCAGGUUCAUGGGACCAAUACAGAAGGUCCCUAACUGAGUAUAACAAAGUCCUGAGAAAAUCCAAGAGAGAUACGUGGAGAAGGCAAUGUGAGGAGGUCGAACAGACCAAAGCAUAUGCCAGGCUCUACAAAAUACUCUCGAAGGAACCUCAGGUCUCAAUAAAUAAUCUGAAAACGAAUACGGGGGAGUAUACAAAAACCGGAGAAGAGACUAUUAGAGUUCUUUUCCGG